CCCAUCCACACUGUAGACCUUGCCUAAUUUGAACAUAUAAAAAAGUCCUUACUCUGAUUUUAAAAGAAUCUUUUUGUCUCCACCGAGUGGAGGGAGGUCCAGCUCUUUCUAGCUCAUUCUAAAAGUCCAAAAAUGAAAUUCUUGGCCUUCGAUUUGGGAAUUUUAAAGGAAAAAGAAAAAGAAAAAGGAAAAGCUGAAUAUAUAAAUAAAGCGAGCAGAGGUCCUCUGAUUAUCAUCACCAUUCACUACAAUAUUGAAAAUUGGAGGCUGCAAAGAAAAAAAAUGGCGCGUUUGCCAGCGUUGCUGCGUCGUGUCCAACCGGAAGACGUAAAAGCCGUCGCCACGUGGGGGGUGGCCGCCACCACCGGCGCUCUCUACCUUAUUCAGCCAUGGGACUGGUUGAGGAGGACCUUCUUGGAGAAACCAGAACAAGAAUCUGAGCAGAAAUGAGUUGAUAUGCGAUCGAUCUGUAGAGAAGGUAGAGUAUGGUUUAGGUAAUUGAAACAGUUGAAUAAUGUAAUCUUUGUGCUUAGAUCCACACUAUUUCUGUGAGAUUAUGGUUCUAGAAACAUUUUACAUUGUACUCGUGGAUAUCCCGAAAAAUUAAAAUCAAAACAAAUUUCUAAAAAGAUUGUAAUAGAUUUAUAGUCGUCUGAAAUCAAAUUCCGUUCAAGAUUGAAUUGAGUCUAAAAAAAA
Messenger RNA from Arachis ipaensis, 696 nucleotides. The record is from RefSeq and is a predicted model, not a curated record. Lineage: Eukaryota; Viridiplantae; Streptophyta; Magnoliopsida; Fabales; Fabaceae.